CUAUCGGAAGGCGCGCUUAGUGGCUUCGCACCCGCAAAUCCGAGCAGACGCCGAUCUCCCGCAAUGCCGCCGAUUUGCAAUGAACAGAACCUGCACACCGAAACACACCACGCAACAAAGCCGGCGAGACAGGAGACGCAAUGUUCGAACUGCCGGAUGCGAAGCGGGUGCGUCGCGACGAGCUCCAGUCGCCCACAUUGUCACCACGCUCUUCUCCGGAUCGAGACCUCGAAGAGCUUUUGCGGUCCAAGAUUCACAGCCAAUUUACGUAUACAACGACCGAAGAAUUUGUCGAAGAUGCUGCGCACAGCGAUGAAGAUGAGGCGGAACUGCGACUCUUUGCUGCACCUUCGAAUGCGCCCGCGCAAACACACAAGAUCCGUUUAUCAUCCCCCACUGCCGACAGUGGAGAGCCGGGCCUCAUCUUGAAGAAGCCCCGAAGCUACUAUCUUGCCGAUGAGCCCACAAGUGAUGAGGAGGUUGCCUUCCAGGCGGCAGCCAUCGAUGGAAAGGGCGUCUUGGAGCUGUCACAGCUGCCUUGGCCGGGUUGCGCCUUGCCGUGGAAAGUGCGCAAAAUCUCGCCAGCAGGGAUGAGAAAACAAGUCUUGGUCGGCCAUCCUCCAAUGCUCACCACGGUAGAGGAAAAGAUACACAAGCGCACAAGAAAGAGUAAGAAGACGCGAAUUGCAAUUAGGAAGAAGCUGCAGGCGACCAAGGAGAAGCAGAGUGAGCAGGCACGGCUUGCCCAGGAGAAGCUGGAGGCGGAGCGCGAAAAGAAGACGCGCAGGAACAGAGAAAAGAAGCUGAAGAAGAAGGCAAAAGAGCAGGCCAAGAAGGCGGUGGAUGGAGGGAAUGAAGAGACCAAGGAGGUUGCGAGAGAUGCUGAAGAAGCAUCUGUGACUAACCCUAUUGCCGCUCCCGCGGAUGACGCAAUGACUUAAACUCAACUAUGUGACAUUCUUAGGUUACAACAAUCACGUGGAUGCUAACCGGGCUAAGCAUGCGCCUUGGAGAGCGUUCUCUAUGAUACAGGGCUCUCAACCAUGAUGUUGCCUUCAUCCGCUUCCCCUUGAAGCGCAGCGUGUGCAAACGAUACCUAAUAGCAAUAUAUUUCCCAGUCUGCCUGAGAGGGAGAAACCUCUGUAAAUACUCGAAAGUACAGAGGCGGAUAUAACUCCGGUACAGAGCCCUGCUCCUUCCCCCUUGAAGGCCGUGCAUGUUGAUCCACAUAAAGACCAUGGGUUUCUCGCUAGAUAUGUAUCCUGCGCUCCUUCAUUCUUGUAUACAACAGGAGGCAAGUCAGCAACGUAAAAUUACAAGAAUACUGAACUGUGCAUUCAAACGCUCCAUUUGUUGUAACUAUUUCUUUCUUAAUUCUAUC
This is a messenger RNA of Bipolaris sorokiniana ND90Pr, 1381 nucleotides long. RefSeq lists its product as uncharacterized. Bases 141 to 941 code for a protein of 266 amino acids. The transcript has 2 exons. The record is from RefSeq and is a predicted model, not a curated record. Lineage: Eukaryota; Fungi; Ascomycota; Dothideomycetes; Pleosporales; Pleosporaceae.